Camellia sinensis is the source of this 552-nucleotide messenger RNA. The record is from RefSeq and is a predicted model, not a curated record. NCBI's taxonomy places the organism in Eukaryota, Viridiplantae, Streptophyta, Magnoliopsida, Ericales, Theaceae.
AUGAAUGCACCUACAAAUGGUCACUUUGCUCUGGUCAAGAGAUUUCUUCAGUUUGUUAAAGGCUCUCUCUCUCAUGGCUUGACUUUUCGUCCAAGUUCUUUUGUGUUGCAAGCCUUCUUUGAUUCAAAUUGGGCAGGUGACUUCAUAGACCGCAAGUCUACUUCGGGUUAUUGUGUUUAUCUUGGCUCCAAUAUCAUUUCUUGGUUUGCAAAGAAACAGGCCACUGUUUCACGAUCAAGUACUGAGACUGAAUACAGAUCUCUUGCCUAUGUUAUAAUCGAAUUGAGCUGGUUACAAAUGUUUCUUCAUGAUCUUUCUAUUUCUUUUUCUACUCCACCUAUUCUUUGGUGUGACAAAUUAUUAGCAAUUGCUCUUGCCUCUAAUCUGAUUGCGAAUAUAUUCACUAAGCCUCUGUCAGCUUCUCGUUUUCAUUUUCUUCAGUCCAAGCUAAUGGUCCACUCCUCUUCCAUCAGCUUGACGGGGGCUGAUGAGGAUAUUAUAGCUACAGCUCAUACAACUUCCAUUGCAGAUACAACUGCACAACUUCCAUAG